AUGAACUGGGAAUCUUUCGCGCUCUGUCUCUUAUGUCUGAGUCAAGUUUGUCUCGCCUACAAUGGCAUGGAUAUGCCCAUGGAUGAUGGUAUGACUCUUGCCGUGGGGAACAUGCUCUCGUAUCUGCACUUUACGCCAGUGGAUACUCGUGGGUUAUAUCUUCUCAACUGCAUACAAGGAGCUCUUCUAACAGGCCAGUAUACAGUGUGGUUCCUUGGCUGGGUUCCUCAGAGCUCGGGAGCCAUGGUUGGCACAUGUAUCGCACUGUUUAUGUUGGCGCUGAUCGAGCGCUGGAUAGCGGCUUGUCGAGGAGUGAUGGACUCCCACUGGGGCCAGCAGGCGAUUAUCAUUGCGUCAGAUAAACUUAAUACUCUGCCGACUCAGUCAUCUCCCAUCGGAUUCAUCAAGCGCUUCACGCCCCCCUUCAUUCCCGCGCAUGAUAUCACGCGUGGGAUCAUGUUUGCAGCGCAGACGCUGCUUGGUUACCUCUUCAUGUUGACAGUUAUGACGUACCAGCUGGGUUUCAUAUUCUCCCUUGUGGUGGGGCUCGGAGUGGGAGAGACUCUCUUUGGAAGGUUUAGUGGUAUUGCGUACGCGCAUUAA
Suillus subalutaceus is the source of this 603-nucleotide messenger RNA. RefSeq names its product CTR copper uptake transporter. Gene Ontology annotation, biological process: copper ion transmembrane transport; intracellular copper ion homeostasis. Lineage: Eukaryota; Fungi; Basidiomycota; Agaricomycetes; Boletales; Suillaceae. Bases 1 to 603 code for a protein of 200 amino acids. The record is from RefSeq and is a predicted model, not a curated record. Gene Ontology annotation, molecular function: copper ion transmembrane transporter activity. Gene Ontology annotation, cellular component: plasma membrane. The transcript is spliced from 3 exons.